Molecule: messenger RNA, 3382 nt
Organism: Xenopus laevis (African clawed frog)
Lineage: Eukaryota; Metazoa; Chordata; Amphibia; Anura; Pipidae
Gene: brpf3.S
Product: bromodomain and PHD finger containing 3 S homeolog
Exons: 12
Coding region: 188-3154 (988 amino acids)
Biological process (GO): regulation of transcription by RNA polymerase II
Cellular component (GO): nucleus
Source: RefSeq, a predicted model, not a curated record
UGAUGUUCCAGUCUCUCGAGAUGAGACUUGUGACGUUGGAAUUAGCUGUCAGGCAGGAGCCAAGGACUUGGACGUUAAUGGCGUUGCGGGACCUUUAAGCAGUGAUCCGGGUCUGCUGGUUUUGUUAAGAAAAUAGCGUCUCUCCUGCGAAUAGCGGGUCUGUUGGGCGGUACUCCCUGCCACUGACAUGAGAAACCCGCGUCGUAAAUUUCGUCACUGUGCUGGUGAAGGCAGAGUAUCACCUUCUCCCUAUAGUCUGAAAUGCUCUCCAACUCGAGAGACACUGACAUAUGCUCAGGCACAACGCAUGGUGGAAGUUGAGAUGGAAGGGCGUCUUCAUCGAAUUAACAUAUAUGAUCCUUUAAGGAUUGUCUCAGAGGAUGAGCUAACUGCACAAGACAUCAUAGAAUGCAACAGCAACAAAGAGAAUAGUGAAUUGCCUCUCGCUUCCGCAUGUCGAAAAAUGGUCUUUAAGAGUAAAAAGCAUGAGCUAUGCCCUAAACAAUCUCAAACCUCCUCCUCCCUCCAGCUUCCCCGGCCAUGUUUUAGUGUAAUAGAGCCUGUUAGCCUGGAAACUAAAAAUGAACCGUAUUCUUUACCUGAUGGCCUCUAUUGUUAUAUUGAACGUACAACAAAAGAAAUGGACAGGGAGGUUGAAUAUGACCUGGAUGAAGUAGAUCUGGCAUGGCUGGAAAUGAUCAAUGAAAAGCGGAGGAAUGAUGGACUGUCUGUGGUGUCUGCCGAUGUCUUUGAACUUUUGUUGGAUAGAUUUGAGAAGGAAUCUUAUAUGCAAAGUCGUCGCAGUGGGGCACCACAGUCUUCUAUUGAUGAAGAUGCAUUUUGUUGCGUUUGUUUAGAUGAUGAGUGCCACAACAGCAAUGCCAUCUUAUUUUGUGAUAUCUGCAACUUGGCUGUUCACCAGGAAUGUUAUGGUGUACCAUACAUUCCUGAAGGUCAGUGGCUUUGCCGGUGCUGCCUUCAGUCACCUUCAAAACCUGUAAAUUGCGUGCUUUGCCCCAACCAAGGUGGAGCUUUUAAACAGACAAGUGAUGGGCGGUGGGCACAUGUGGUUUGUGCAAUUUGGAUUCCAGAGGUUUGCUUUGCUAACACAGUCUUUUUAGAGCCAGUAGAAGGGGUUAAAAAUAUUCCACCUGCUCGGUGGAAACUGACUUGUUACCUUUGCAAACAAAAAGGGCAUGGGGCAUCCAUCCAGUGCCACAAGGUGAACUGUUAUACAGCUUUUCAUGUGACAUGUGCCCAAAGAGCAGGCCUUUUUAUGAAGGUUGAACCUGUACGAGAGACUGGUUUAAAUGGCACCACAUUCACAGUACGAAAAACUGCUUUCUGUGAGCUCCAUUGUCCACCAGGUACACAAAAGAAAGGGAUAUUGAGAUGUGUUGACAAAGUAGAUAUUAAGGAGGAGGGAAAGGAAGAUGAGGUAAACAGAGGUGAGGUCAACAGAGAGGACAGUAAAUGUUAUAAGAAAGGAUCUGGGAAGAGGGGACGGGAGAAACAGAAGAUAAAGAAAGAGCAGAAGGAAACUGUGCGCGGAAGAGUUUCUGCACCAAUGACGACUGUUCUGCAGAUUCCCUCAUGUCGGUUAAGCAAAAUCUCUAGUGGUGUCUGUCUGCAAAAGAAAACUCAGUUCUUGCAAAGCUUACAUAGUUAUUGGAUGCUUAAGCGGCAGUCAAGAAAUGGUGUCCCUCUAAUACGUAGGCUGCACUCGCACAUGCAAUGCCAAAGAAGUGCAGAACUAAAAGAACAGGAUGAACGGACAUCUGCUGUAAAAGAGGAGCUGAAAUACUGGCAGAAAUUGAGACAUGAUCUGGAGAGAGCAAGAUUGUUGACAGAACUUAUUCGCAAGAGGGAAAAGUUGAAGAGAGAACAAGUUAAGUUACACCAAGCAGCUAUGGAGCUGCAACUGACUCCAUUCACUGUGUUCCUCCGUACCACUUUGGAUUUGCUUCAGGAGAAGGACUCUGCAAACAUUUUCACUGAACCUGUAAAUCUCAAUGAUGUUCCUGAUUAUAGAGAUUUUAUUGUUCAUCCUAUGGAUUUUUCAACAAUGAGACAAAAACUUGAGGGUCACCAAUAUACAUCGCUCCAUGCAUUUGAAGAUGAUUUUAACCUCAUGGUUUCAAACUGCCUUCGCUACAAUUCACAGGAAACAAUCUUCCACCAAGCUGCUCUCAGACUUCAUCAGUUAGGAGCAGCUAUUUUACGCCACGCCAGACGUCAAGUUGAGAGUACUGGUUAUGAUCCUCAAACUUGUCUUCACCUUCCUGAACAGCCACGCACUGCUGACUAUUAUAGGAUUUCCUGGGAAGAGGUGGAUCAGCUCCUGCUUCCAGAGAACAGAGCACAUCUUUCUCCCGAAUGCCAGUUGAAAGAACUCCUAGAAAAACUUGAAGUUGUAAAUAGCUUCCGGACUAGUGGUGCGCGCACAAGGCGUCUAAGGCUACUUAGAAGAGAGAUUAAUUUAUUACGUCAAAGGUCGGCGCCAUGCAAUCGAGACCCACAAGAGACUGAUACUGGGGUCAUCAAUGGCUUUAGGAAUCACACAGAAAGUGGCUCUGAUUCUGAUAGCAGCUCAAUUCUAAGUCGGUUGACUGUCGCGAACUGCUGUGGAAGUCUCAUGCCCCUGGGAAAGCCUGCCCUGUUACAAGUUCCCUUGUUCGAGACUAUGAAUGGUGAUUUUGAUUAUAACUGCCAAGGACGCAGUACUCUGAAGUCAUAUGACGGUGGUGCUGAACUGCAGCCUCUCCAGCUGGUGUGGGCCAAGUGUCGUGGUUACCCAUCCUAUCCUGCUCUGAUCAUUGAUCCCAAGAUGCCUAGAGAGGGGCUGCUUCACAAUGGUGUACCAAUCCCUGUGCCCCCAUUAGAGGUUUUAAAUCUGGGAGAGCAGAGGCACCUUGAAGCUGGAGGCCAGCAUCUCUUCUUGGUGCUGUUCUUUGACAACAAAAGGACCUGGCAGUGGCUUCCAAGUGACAAGGUUAUACCUCUGGGUGCUGAUGAAACACUGGAUAAACUCAAAAUGCUAGAGGGCCGGAAGGCUAGUAUACGCAAGUCGGUUCAAGUGGCUUAUGACCGUGCUAUGAAACACAAGAGCCGUGUCAGUGGGUCUCACCAAUUCAUAACGCCAAACUAUCUGUAAUGUUCUGUAUAUACUUUUAGUAUAUUGCUUCCCAUUCAGCAUGUGCCAAAACAAUUUAACCUGUAUAACAAAAUGCAGCUUCAUUGAAAAUCUUUGCAUCGGUCAUCAUCAUUCCUCUGGAAAUUUGUAACAAACAUUGAGCAACAAUAUGUCAAAUGGCCACAGCUAUGUUCCCUUUUUAGCAUAAUCCCAGUUUGUCUAAAGAAACAAUUAAAAUAAUAUAAACUU